Molecule: messenger RNA, 729 nt
Organism: Schistosoma margrebowiei
Lineage: Eukaryota; Metazoa; Platyhelminthes; Trematoda; Strigeidida; Schistosomatidae
Source: the annotation of a GenBank genome assembly
AUGGAUAAUCCUGCGACACGACAACCAAUGAGUGAGUUGGAACUGCUGAGAAUGCAGAUGAAUGCCAAGACCGAUGAGACUCUUGAUUCAACAAGGAACAUGGUUCGUUUAUGUGAUGAGAGUACAAAAGUGGGCGCUCAGACACUGGGAAAGUUGGAGUCCCAAGGCCAACAACUAAGAGGGAUCGAUUCGGAUAUGGAUACCAUUCGUGAAGAUCUACACGAAGCACAACGUGACCUUGAUGAGAUCGAUAAGUGUUGUGGUUUAUGCGUUUUACCGUGGAGGAAAGUCAAACCAGAUGCGAAAACGUCGAAAUAUCCAACGAGUGGGAAUGGUUAUCUAACUGGAACUAGUAAUAAUUAUCAAGUUAACUCUUAUCAGCCACAGUCAGGAUUUCAAAUUCAGCAAAACCAACAAAAGAGUGGGCCUUUCAUCACCAGAAUCACCAAUGACGCUCGUGAAGACGAAAUGGAACAGAAUUUACAACAAGUUUCAGGGAUGGUAUCUCAACUGCAUUCUAUGGCUACUGAUAUGAAUCAAGAGAUAACAACACAUAAUCAGAUUCUUGAUCGAAUAGAUCAAAAAGCGCAAUAUAAUCAGUCACAAUUGGCGUUCGCUCAAAAGAGAGCUGAUAAAAUUUUAGGACAAUCAUCGAAACCGGACAACAAAAGUAACAGUGUUUUACCAUCCAGUACAACUCUUACAGCCGCAAAAAUGAUGAUGAAAUAA